Lineus longissimus is the source of this 3557-nucleotide messenger RNA. Its product is annotated as complex I assembly factor ACAD9, mitochondrial-like. The record is from RefSeq and is a predicted model, not a curated record. Bases 1097 to 3031 code for a protein of 644 amino acids. The transcript is spliced from 18 exons. Gene Ontology annotation, molecular function: flavin adenine dinucleotide binding; acyl-CoA dehydrogenase activity. Lineage: Eukaryota; Metazoa; Nemertea; Pilidiophora; Heteronemertea; Lineidae.
CCCAAACCCCCCUCCGUCGACAUAGGUUUUUACCAGUGCGUUGGGGGGAAGCUCCCCCCAAACCCCCCCGGUGAACAGUCAACUAGCCCUUCUGUGUCAUACUGCUGGAGGGGGGGGGUGCGAUGGGACCAUCCAUAUAGUUCCUUCCGACACAUUUUUGUUUUGGUAAUGUAAUACAUUGUGAUUGACCUUAUUCACGGGAAUCGGGCGUUUCCAGUGAUAUACGACACAAAUGGGUUGUCCUCAUGCAUUCACUUUCGAAACGCAUUUUAAAAUAGAUGUUACGUCCUGUUAAUGGGGCACGUCAUCAUCGCGUACAUUUGGGAAAAACUCCCUAACGAGACCGGAGCAGACGGCUGAAAGUAGUUUAAUUAUUGGCCGCUAGGGUACAGAAUGUACGUCGCUCACCCGAAUUUUUCACGCAACUAUAGCUAAAUAGAGCUAGUUCUAGUUUGUGAUUCAAUUUGAUACUUCAGAUUUGGGCAGAAGACCAAUAUAACUUAGUCGUCAGUGUGGUUUUAAGCUGGAAAAACGUAUUUGUUUUUCUUAAAGUGCCUUUUUUGGACGGGUGUGUGCGAGUGUUUUGUUUUUAUGUCACGUGACCCUGAUCAUGUCGACACAAAAUUGAAAUAAACCACCCUUUUCUGUCAUUAUUUAGGACGGAUAUUUCUCUGAUAAAAAUAUUAAUAUAAUUGGCCAAUUUCUUAGGCAUAUGAUGUAGCGAAUUCCCAUGAAGAUUUAAAUUAAUUUCAACCAAUGGGAUAGCAACCACCACCGGAAGAUCGCGGAGAAAUCGGUAAACUCAACGGAGUUAAUUCAGAAAAAUACCAAAAAAAAUUGUUUGUAGGAUAUACAAUCUCUCUUUAUUUCUCAUCAUUCAUUUACAUUAUCUACUCCCGCACACACGUGUAUCUUAAGAGCCCCUCCUAAAGGGGGGCUUAUUAAAAUGCUAUUUAAGCCAUCUAAUGCAACAUUAAGUUCAUAUUUACAUAGGAAAUUGUUCCGGACGCGCACUUUCUCUUCCGGACGCGCUCCGGACGCACAAAUUGUUCCGGACGCGCAUUAGGUAGACCGUCUGAUUUUUGUGCACAAAAACAUGUUUUCCUCUAAAUUUGUGCAACUGCGUCAAGCAGUUCUUCGACAUCAUUGUAUCUCACGCCUUAACCAACAAUCUUCAUGUGCUGCCAUCCGAUUUAAAUCCACAGAUGUGGCCUCAGCUGAAGAAGCAAGUGGUGGUGAUGAUGUCUCUUCUGAUUCAAAGAAGAAGCCCCUGACAAAUAUUCCAUUUGCCAAGGAUUUAUUUCUUGGAAAAUUUGAUACGAGCAUCUUAGAAUACCCAGAGAUUGAGAAUACAGAAGAACUCGAAGAAUUAAAUGCCCUUGUUGCCCCAGUUGAGAAAUUUUUUCAUGAGGAUUUGGAUUCCAAGUCGAUUGAUGAAAAUGCCAAAAUACCUGACGAGACUCUCCAACAGAUCAAGGACUUGGGUCUGUUUGGACAACAGAUUCCACCGGAAUAUGGUGGCCUUGGGUUCAAUGCGACCAAAUUUGCCCGAAUUGCAGAAAUCACCGCUUUGGAUGGAGCCGUGGCAGUCACUUUAGCAGCUCAUCAGUCUAUCGGGCUCAAGGGUAUCCUCAUUGCUGGUACUGAUGCUCAAAAACAAAAAUAUCUUCCAAAGUUAGCCACAGGAGAACAUGUGGCUGCCUUCGCUCUUACAGAACCAUCCAGCGGGAGUGAUGCUGCUUCCAUCCAGACAAGGGCCACAUUGUCAGAAGAUGGCAAAACAUUCCUACUCAAUGGUGGAAAAAUCUGGAUCUCGAACGGAGGAAUUGCACAUAUAUUCACAGUAUUUGCAAAGACGGAGGUGGUCGAUGCUAAGACGGGUGAGAAGAAAGAUAAAGUGAGUGCAUUUAUCGUGGAGCGGGCGUUUGGUGGAGUUACGAGUGGAAAACCAGAAGAUAAACUCGGUAUUAGGGGAUCAAACACGUGUGAAGUUCAUUUUGAUAACACUCCAAUUCCUGUUGAAAAUGUUCUUGGUGAAGUUGGAGGUGGAUUUAAGAUUGCCAUGAAUAUUCUCAACAGCGGGCGUUUCUCAAUGGGAAGUUCAGCUGCUGGAAUUCUCAAAAACCUUAUGGGUUCAACGAUGGAGCAUGCCAGUACAAGAAGUCAAUUCGGGAAGAAACUGAUAGAAUUUGAUCUCAUCAAGGAAAAAUUUGCCAAGAUGGCCACGACAGUUUACGCAAUGGAGAGUAUGGCGUAUCUGGUCGCUGGGACAAUUGACAAGUAUGAGAAGCCUGAUCAGUCAGUGGAGGCGGCCAUGAUAAAGGUUUUCAGUUCAGAAGGUGCGUGGGAAUGCGGGAGUGAGUGCCUGCAGAUUUUGGGUGGUCUGGGAUACAUGAAGGACUACCCCUAUGAGAGAAUGCUGAGGGAUGCUAGAAUCAUGACGAUAUUUGAGGGCACGAACGAAAUUCUACGGAUGUUUAUUGCUCUUGCUGGAGUCCAGCAUGCUGGGAGAGAGCUCAAGGAUUCUGUCAGGAAGCUGAAGGACCCACUCAAUAACCUUGGCUUUUUGAUGACUACUGCUUUGGAGAGAGUGAGGAAAAAAAACCCUAGACUCACACAGAAGAUUCAUGAAUUUGUCCAUCCUACCUUUACUGAUCCGGCUAAUCGGGUAGAAAUACUCACCACGAAAUUCAAGUUUGCUGUGGAAGCGCUAUUGGCCAAGUACGGAAAUGGAGUUGUUGACCGCCAGAUGGAUCUGAAGCGUCUAGCAGAUAUCAGUAUAGACUUGUUAGCCAUGACGUCCUGUAUCUCCAGAGCAUCUCGAUCAGUCUGUAUAGGACUUAGGAACCAUGACCAUGAGAUAAAACUAGCUAAUGCGUUCUGUUGGCAAGCAGAUAAGAGAAUAGAAAAGAAUUUGAUGGAGUUGCAACUUGGUGAUAAUAACGUAGAUGGCACUUAUAAACAAAUAGCAGACGACAUCUUCAAGAACCAGGGCUACGCUGCUGAACAUCCACUUACAAGAAACUGGUGAUAAAAACUGAUAAAAUCAAACUUAGCAGAUGAAAACUCUGUUUGCUGUGACAUUAAAUUGUAAUAACUUAUUUGACAACAAUGCUGCUGUAAACUGGGUAAUGCGACCGUUUUAUUUUCACGCACUUGCAAAAUCACGAAAAUAAAACGCUGCAAAAUUUUCACAGUUUACAGUAUGAUACAGUAAAUGAAUUAUAUUUUUGAAGAUGUGAUAACAAUUGCUUUCUCUUGAAGAGUAUUAGUCGAAAAGAGCUUUUUAUGCAGAAAAAUUGAAAUGACCCAGAAGGCUGGGUCAACAUAGAGUUAACGUUGUCUCCUGUUAUGAAUUACUCAAAAACAAAGAAGACAUUUCCAGAGAGCAGGCCAUAUGAGAUCACAAUGUUACUUUUCACACUCAUGUCAUUUCAUGCCAUGCUCUUGACCGAUGACAUAUGACACAUGAACUGUGACAAGUGACAAUCAAUGUGAAUCAUAUGUAAACCCAAAGACACACACACACACACACACACACACACCCCCCCCCCCCC